AUGAAUCAAGCCCAGUUGGAAGCCCAGAUAGUGGACUUGGAGUAUGGUAUGGAGGCGACACUUGUUCUGCUGGCAGCGGCGUUGGGGAGCAAGUUCGCAGAGGUGGAGAGUACCUACUCCCAAUGGCACAAACGGUUGCCGCUCGACAACCUCAGCGAUGAGCAUCGAACCAUGUUCAUGGAGAAGCUCGACUUGACUGAGAUGCAGUUGGCAGAACUGGAGGGCAAGUUCAAGCUUGCCAAUUCCAAGUACAACGAGACGGCACCCGGGUACAACGUGGGAGCUCGCCGUGCACGGAUGGCGACUCCAAGGAAGGCAGCCAAAGAGGCAUUGGCCAACAACACGCUUCGGUGCGAAAAGGGGACAGCUCGGGCAACUCAGAAUGUGAUGAAUGCCACGGUCGAACUUGUCCAAUCCACCCUGCAUGACGCAGACCCGCGGUACAACCGUACGGAGGCCGUGAAGGUGGUCACGGGCUGCAUGUUGCAGGCGACGAGCGGCAGCAAACGUGAGGCGAAAGCAGCCUUCCAGCCCAAACGCGCUACGCGUCGUCGCAAUGACAAACCGUAA
Messenger RNA from Seminavis robusta, 570 nucleotides. The record is from the annotation of a GenBank genome assembly. Lineage: Eukaryota; Bacillariophyta; Bacillariophyceae; Naviculales; Naviculaceae.